Eimeria maxima is the source of this 597-nucleotide messenger RNA. RefSeq lists its product as hypothetical. Lineage: Eukaryota; Apicomplexa; Conoidasida; Eucoccidiorida; Eimeriidae. The coding region runs from base 1 to 597 and encodes 198 amino acids. The record is from RefSeq and is a predicted model, not a curated record. The transcript has 5 exons.
AUGGUUGGUAUUACCCGCCGGAGCGUGGCCCUCCUGGCGAUUGCCGCCUGCGCAACAACAGCCUUUGCCGCUGAGGGACCCCUGGAUGAGAAUGUACAAGUUAGCUCUGAGGUCGCAGAAGGAAAUCAAACACAGGGCAUCUCCAUGGGCAAAUCUCGCAUGAGCCCCACAUUACUGGCAGGCGCAGCGGCAGGCACAACUGCUCUGAUGGUGCUUGUAGGACUUUUCGGCCUUCGAGUCCUUGGCGCCAAAAUCGUCGAGGCAGAAGCACAGACUGCUGGCACCAAAAUCGCCGAAGAAUUGCUCCGACGUACUGGCAAGUUUACUCUGACUACCCCGUUGUACAGUGCUUUCGCAACGCUUACGUUUGAGGACGGAGCAACGAAGAUAAUCAAGGAGCUUAAGCAAGAAGGCAGGGAGGCAGAAGCCGCCAGAAUUGCCGAGCAGUUCCAGGCAUUCCUUUCCGGGAUACCUAGGGACGGAGCGUACACUCUCCCAGUUGCGUUUGAUGAAUACAAAGUCACGGUUCAUUUGGAGGUGAAGAACAUGCCUCCCCAAGCUCCGGAAAACCCGCCACCGGGGGCUACCCAGCAAUAG